This is a messenger RNA of Chroicocephalus ridibundus (black-headed gull), 3109 nucleotides long. Its product is annotated as leucine-rich repeat LGI family member 4-like. Bases 2 to 1684 code for a protein of 560 amino acids. Gene Ontology annotation, biological process: neuron maturation; myelination in peripheral nervous system. NCBI's taxonomy places the organism in Eukaryota, Metazoa, Chordata, Aves, Charadriiformes, Laridae. Gene Ontology annotation, cellular component: extracellular matrix. The transcript has 9 exons. The record is from RefSeq and is a predicted model, not a curated record. Gene Ontology annotation, molecular function: protein binding.
CAUGGGGGCGGGGGGUUGGCGGGGCCCCCCCUCGCUGCUGCUGGUUUUACUGGUGCUGACUGGGAAAGGGGGGGGGGGGCGGCGGCAGCAGAGCGCUGACACAUUUCGGGGGGGGUCCCCCCCCCCAAAAUGGGGGUGGGGGUGGGGGGCGGCCCCCCCCCCGCCUCUUUUUGCCCGGGGGGGGUGCGAAUGCGACCGAGAGGGCGCCCUCUGUCGGGGGGGGGCGGGGCUGCCCCGGGGGCUCCCCCCCCGCCUGGCCACGCUGUCCCUGGUGCGGUGGCACAUCGAUGUCCUGGGCGAGGGCAGCUUCCGGGACACCCCGGCCCUGCAGCUGCUGUUGGUCACUGCCGGGCGCCUGGGGACCAUCGGGGACGGGGCCUUCGCCGGGCUGGUGCUGCUGGAGUACUUGUUCAUCGAGGACAAUGAGGUGGGGACGAUCGCCCCCACGGCGCUGCGGGGACUGCGGGGGCUGCUCUACCUGAGCCUGGCCAACAACCGCCUGGAGACGUUGCCCCGGGGGCUCUUCCAGGGGCUGGAGACACUGACCCAGCUGGACCUGCGGGGGAACCCCUUCCAGUGCGACUGUCGCCUGCGUUGGCUGGUGGCCUGGUUGGCCAGUGACCCCCCCCCCGGCCGAGCCCGGACGUUGCCGGGGUCCCCCCCCCCCGCCAGGGCACCCCCUUGGCUCAGCUCCACCCCCGCGACUUCCACUGCCACGUCUCCGUCCCUCCCGUUCUCCUCGUUGGCGGCCGAACCUUUCGCCCUGGGGGGGCACCCGGGGGUGGCCCUGGCCCAACCCUUCGCCGGCGCCUGCGCCCUUUUGGAGUGGGACCAGUUGGCCGGACGCUUCCGGGCCCCCACCAUCAUCAACGGCUCGUCCCCGGUGGCCUGUCACCCCCUGCAGCUGGGGGGCGCCUUGGUGGUGGUGGUGGCCCAGCUGGGGGGGGGCUCGGCCGUCUGGCGACGGGCCGGCGGCCCCGGCAGCCGUUUCGUCCGCUUGCAAGCCCUGGGCAACGGUCGCUUGCGACGACCCCACGCGGUGGCCAGCGCCCGCUUGGGGGGUCACUGGUACCUGGGGGUGGCCGACAGCUCCAAGGGGGGCACCAGCACCCUCUUCCGUUGGGGGGGCCGGGGCUUCUACCCCCACCAAGCCCUUCGGCCUUGGCACCGCGACACCCACCUGGAGUUCCUGGAGCUGGGGGGGCGGCCGGCUUUGGUGGUCUGCAGCGGCACGAGGAGACCUUUGGUCUAUCGGUGGAGCGGGGGGGCCUUCGCCCCCCACACCGACAUCCCCCACGUGCCCGACGUCUACGCGGCCAAGCACUUCCGCCUGCGGGGCCACGUCUUCCUCUGCCUCACCCGCUUCCUGGGGGACGCCAAGGUGAUGCGUUGGGAAGGUUCCAUGUUCCGGGAGGUCCAGCAGGUUCCGGCGCGGGGUUCCUUGGUCUUCCAACCCUUGUCGUUGGCCGGCCAACGCUACGUCAUCUUGGGCAAUGACUACGCCCCCAGUCGCGUCUACCGCCUUGGAGCUGGGGGACACCUGGAACCCAUCCAGGAGCUCCUGACCCCCACCCCCCGCGCCUUCGCCCCCCUGGCCAUGGGGCACCGUCACUUUCUGGUGGCCUCCAGCUUCAAAGGGGCCACCCAGAUCUACCGGCACGUCACCGUGGAUUUGGGGGCUUGAGGGGUGACCGAGGGCCGUGAGGGACACCGAAGGUCACCUCACGAUGGAGCUGGGGACAGGGGACGGGGGGGGGGGACACGUCGCAGGGUGGAGGUGAGGUCCCCUGAAGGACGUGGGGACAUGGGCCACGAUAUCGUUGUGGAGGUGGCCCGUGUCCCCACGAACACCCUGGAGCCGGACACCUGAGGGACGUGGGGACACGGGGACGUCACGCCACGGAGGUGAGUUCCUGGCGGACGUGGGGACAUCAAUUGUCACUUCAUCGUGGACCUGGGCACCUGGGACAUGGGGACGUCAACCGUGGGGACACCACCUCAUCAUCUCCUGAUGCCACCAUCUACCCGAUGUCCCCAAGGACAUCAUCGACCCAGUGUCACCAUUGGCCCCACCUCACCUUGUCACCUCCUGGUGCCACCAUCAACCCCAUGUCCCCAAAGCCACUGUCAACCCCAUGUCACCACUGGCCUCAUGUCACCUCCUGUCCCACCAUCUACCCGAUGUCCCCAAGGCAAUGGCCGACCUGAUGUCACCUUGUCACCUCCUGGUGCCACCAUCAACCCCAUGUCCCCAAAGCCACCGUCAACCCAGUGUCACCAUUGUCCCCAUCUCACCUUGUCACCUUCUGGUGCCACUAUCAACCCGAUGUCGCCAAAGACACUGUCAACCCCAUGUCACCAGUGGCCUCAUGUCACCUCCUGUCCCACCAUCAACCCCAUGUCCCCAAAGCCACCGCCAACCCAGUGUCACCACUGGCCCCACCUCACCUUGUCACCUUCUGGUGCCACCAUCAACCCCAUGUCCCCAAGGCAAUGGCCGACCUGAUGUCACCUUGUCACCUCCUGGGGCCACCAUCAACCUGAUGUCCCCAAGGACAUCAUCAACCCCAUGUCACCACUGGCCCCACCUCACCUUGUCACCUUGUGGUGCCACCAUCUACCUGAUGUCCCCAAAGCCACCGUCAACCCCAUGUCACCAGUGGCCUCAUGUCACCUCCUGUCCCACCAUCAACCCGACGUCCCCAAGGACAUCAUCAACCCAACGUCACCUUGUCACCUCCUGGUGGUGCCACCAUCAACCCGACGUCCCCAAGGCCACCGUCAACCCAACGUCACCUUGUCACCUCCUGGUGCCACCAUCAACCUGAUGUCCCCAAGGCCACCGUCAACCCAACAUCACCUUGUCACCUCCUGGUGCCACCAUCAACCUGAUGUCCCCAAGGCCACCGUCAACCCAACAUCACCUUGUCACCUCCUGUCCCACCAUCAACCCGAUGUCCCCAAUAACCAAAAUGACCUUUUUUAACAUUUUUUAUUAUUAUUAUUAAUUUCCCCUUUUCUUGUAAGUUUUUUUUUGGGGGGGGGUUCACCCCAAAAUAAACCUCCCCCCCCCCACCACCGGGGGCUGGGGACACGUGGGGACACCUCA